This is a messenger RNA of Malania oleifera, 1152 nucleotides long. RefSeq names its product probable methyltransferase TCM_000331. The coding region runs from base 1 to 1152 and encodes 383 amino acids. The record is from RefSeq and is a predicted model, not a curated record. The transcript has 4 exons. Gene Ontology annotation, biological process: methylation. NCBI's taxonomy places the organism in Eukaryota, Viridiplantae, Streptophyta, Magnoliopsida, Santalales, Ximeniaceae. Gene Ontology annotation, molecular function: S-adenosylmethionine-dependent methyltransferase activity.
AUGGCAACCCAGAGCGUUCCUCUGAUGAAUGGAGGAUUUGGAAAAACCAGCUAUGCCAAUAACUCACUCCUUCAGAAAACAGUGAUACAGAAAGCGAGGCCCAUUGUGGAAGGAGCCAUCAAAGGCCUGUACAGAACCACCACCACCACCUUCAGCUUUCCAAGUAACAGCUGUAUUAGAAUAGCAGAUCUGGGUUGCUCCUCUGGCCCCAACACCCUUCUGUUUGUUUCUGAAAUUUUAGACGUGAUUCAUGAACUGUGCCCACAAUCGGCGCCGGAGUUGGAAGUGUUUCUCAACGAUCUUCCUGGAAAUGAUUUCAACUCGGUUUUUAAAUCGCUGCCGGAUUUUUACGAAAAGCUGGCGGAGAAAGCGAAGGCCGCCGGAGACAUUAAUGGCGAGUACAGCUCAGGGCGGGUGUUCAUAUCGGCGGCGGCCGGUUCAUUCUACGGGAGGCUGUUUCCCAGCAGCAGUCUGCAUUUCGUUCAUUCUUCUUACAGCCUUCAUUGGCUCUCCAAAGUUCCUGAAGGACUGACAAAUAACAAAGGGAACAUAUACAUGGGGAGGACAAGUCCACCCAACGUGUUCAAAGUAUAUUUGGAACAAUUUGAAAAAGAUUUCUCAUUAUUUUUAAGAUUGCGAUCAAAGGAAGUGGUAGGUGGAGGAGGCAUGGUUCUCACGCUUAUUGGCAGAAGUACUGAAGAUCCCACCACCAACGAUGCUUGUCGACUUUGGGAAUUACUAGCAGAAUCACUCCUGGACUUGACCAAUGAGGGAUUGGUGGAAGAGGGGAUGGUGGACUCAUUUAAUAUCCCAUAUUAUACGCCGUACAAGGGAGAAGUGAAGUCAAUAAUGGAAGAGGAAGGGUCUUUCCAUCUAGAUAAGAUGGAGACAUUUGAAGUCAUCUGGGAUCCAAACGACGACGUCGAGGAGGAAGACCCCAAAAGUUUGGUGUUCGCCCCGUUUAGAAGCGGGUUAAACGUGGCGAGUAGCAUAAGAGCGGUUACGGAGCCCAUGCUGGCUGCCCGUUUUGGCGACGCCAUCGUGGAUCGCUUGUUCACCACGUUCGCAGAGCGCAUUGCGCACCAUCUGUCCCUUGAGAGGACCAAAUACACCAACGUCGUCGUUUCAUUAAUUAGGAAAGAAAAUAUUUAA